AAUUUUGACGUUCUAAAUCCAAGUUCUGAAAAUGAGAUCAAGGGUGAAGAGAAAACACUUAUCCUCUCAGCAUAUAUCCAUGUAAUUAGCAGAGAACACAGCUUAAACAUGGCAAGUAUAAAACAGAUGCACGUGAUCCCAACCCCGCUGCCGGGGUAGCAUCGUGACUAAUCUCGGUCAAGUCGUGGACCGAGGCUCAUCGCGAGUUCUGUGAAGCGCCGAGGCUGCUUUGGUUUAUAGGGUGGCUCCCUGCUCCUCCUCUUCCCCAGAUUUUAUCUUUUCAUUAUCUCUUUGACACAUUUGACAUCAUGGCUUCUCCUCAGCAAAUCCGUACCCCGAUCACCGAUCUUCUCAAGAUCAACCACCCCAUCCUGCUGGCAGGCAUGAAUGUGGCAGCGGGGCCCAAGCUGGCCGCCGCGGUCACCAACGCCGGUGGUUUAGGUGUGAUCGGUGGCGUUGGCUACACUCCCGACAUGCUUCGCGAGCAGAUCACCGAGCUGAAGAGCUACCUGACCGACAAGAACGCUCCCUUCGGUGUCGACCUCCUCCUUCCCCAAGUCGGCGGCAGUGCCCGUAAGACCAACUACGACUACACCAAGGGCAAGCUCGGCGAGCUCGUCGAUAUCAUCAUCGCCGAGAAGGCUAGCUUGUUCGUCUCUGCUGUCGGUGUUCCCCCCAAGGCCGUUGUCGAGAAGCUCCACAGUGCCGGUAUCCUCUGCAUGAACAUGAUCGGUCACCCCAAGCACGUUGCCAAGUGCUUGGAUGUUGGCGUCGAUAUUAUCUGUGCUCAGGGUGGUGAAGGUGGUGGCCACACUGGUGAUGUCCCGACCACCGUCCUCAUCCCCACCGUUGCCAAGUUGGUCCAGGGCAAGAAGAGCCCUCUGACCGGCCAGCCCGUGCAGGUCAUCGCGGCCGGUGGUCUGUUCAACGGUAACUCUGUUGCUGCUGCUCUCAUGCUGGGUGCUUCUGCUGUCUGGAUCGGUACUCGCUUCAUCCUCUCUGACGAGGCCGGUGCCCCCAAGGCUCACCAGGAGGCUGUCCGCACCUCUGGCUUCGAGGACAACAUCCGUACUAUCAUCUUCACUGGUCGUCCCCUCCGUGUUCGCAAGAACCCUUACAUCCUCAACUGGGAGGAGAACCGUCACGAGGAGAUUAAGCAGCUCACUUCCAAGGGUAUUAUUCCCGUCGAGCACGACAUGGAGAACCUGCCCGACGACGUCGACGACGACACUCUUGACAACGCCCGCCCUUACCUGAUGGGCAAGGUUGCUGCCGUUGUCAACGAGAAGAAGUCCGCCAAGGCCAUCGUCGAUGAGCUCGUGACGGAUGCCGCUGCUCUGCUCCAAAAGGGUAACAAGAUGGUUGCUAAGCUGUAAAUAAAGAAUUCCCCAUAUUUCGAUCUACAUAGUCAUUCUCAGCGUUGAAUCAAAUCCGGCCAGUUUUCCCGGCUCACUUUUGGACUGGACUUGAAUACCGUGUAGCGUUG
This is a messenger RNA of Penicillium canescens, 1486 nucleotides long. RefSeq names its product nitronate monooxygenase. Gene Ontology annotation, molecular function: nitronate monooxygenase activity. The record is from RefSeq and is a predicted model, not a curated record. The transcript has 4 exons. NCBI's taxonomy places the organism in Eukaryota, Fungi, Ascomycota, Eurotiomycetes, Eurotiales, Aspergillaceae. The coding region runs from base 309 to 1376 and encodes 355 amino acids.